Olea europaea var. sylvestris is the source of this 639-nucleotide messenger RNA. RefSeq names its product FRIGIDA-like protein 3. NCBI's taxonomy places the organism in Eukaryota, Viridiplantae, Streptophyta, Magnoliopsida, Lamiales, Oleaceae. The annotation marks the transcript as partial. The transcript has a single exon. The record is from RefSeq and is a predicted model, not a curated record.
UUUCAGAAUGACGUUAAUGAGAAAGAGCUGACUGCACUUAAAGCUGUGAUUAAGUGCAUUGAAGAUCAUAACCUUGAGGAGCAGUUCCCUGUGGAUCCACUCCAGAAACUGGUAGCUGAAAUAGAGAAAGCAAAAGCAGACAAGAAAAGGGCGACUGAAGUUGCAAAGCCACAACCCAAAAGACCACGUGCCAAUGGUGUUGGUCAUGGGCCUCGAGUCACCAAUUUCCCUACUGACAAGAACUUCUAUGCUAGAACAACAGAUAGGUACCCGCAGUACGUUUAUGACAGGCAAUAUGCCUACCCUGGACCGACCGACCAUCAUGCUCCAUCAUUUAUGGGUACUGCUACUUACAACUUCUCACCUAGUCAUGGAAACUUCUUUGGGAAUGGGUACCAGUACCAGACUGCUGCCUAUUUGCACUAAUCAAGUAGAGAUGGCGCGACCGACUCUGAUAAUGAUCUGUUAACUAUUAGGGUUAACCUGUUUCAAUUUGUUUAAUGUGCAACUUAUCACUGAAUUUAAUGUUUUAAGAAGGGCAAGACAAAUUAGCCUUGUUAAUUUCUAGUCUGUUGUAAAAGCUGAUAUUUCGCUCCUCUAAUACAUGCACUGUUUCUAAUGUUUAUAUUUCUUUCUUAA